UUCAAUCAAAUCUCCUUCUUUUACGUCUCAGGCAGAACCCGUUACCUUAGCUACUAGGCGUUAGCGAUGUUAGCUUGUUAUCGGAAUAUUUAUGUUUAUUUAAAUAAUACGGGUUUAUACGCUUAAAUUCGAUCAUUCAGGUCUGUGUUUGUUUUUCUCUUCUAGUUAUUAUUUUUCCCUAAUAUUACCUGGCAUCUCUUCCUCCUCUCUCUCCAUAUAAGCAAUGAGGCAUCCACAGGCGGACAUUUAAAAUGCUGCAUCUUCGGACAGUUUGAAGAAAAGGAGGAUUUUAUUAUAUAUAUAUAUAUUUUUUAUUUUUAUUCCUUCACGUCCAGUUAAGAUCUGACAGGCCCAGAGGAUCAAGAGGAGGUUUUUAGCGUAUAUCCAUCAUGCAAAAGCAGGCAGGGACGGCCCCCUCCUCUCGGGGUCCUAGUGCCCCUGGAUCUCCAGCCACUUCCAUUGUGGCCAGAAUGGAUAACGAGGUGAUCGGAUAUAAAGACUUAGCAGCAAUUCCUAAAGACAAAGCCAUCCUGGAGGUGGAGAGACCUGACCUGAUGGUGUAUGAACCUCAUUUCAACGUGUCAACUUUGGAUCGUAUCAGUCAGUCCAGGAGCAGAGAGAGAUCAAUGUCACCUCAUUCCAUCUCCCCCCCACCUUCCCCAGAGAUAAUCAGCUCCAAAGAAAAGGAGUGGGUGGAACAUGACUCGCCAACCACAUCCUCCAUGGGCUCCACCGUGCAGCUCCGCAAAACAAGCACCUCAUCCAGAGGCCCCAUACAGCACUUCCACAGACCAGACAACGGAACCAACAUCUACAGCAAGCCUCCCAUUUACAAGCACGAGGGAUCAGCAGCAUCUCAAAAUAAGAAUAAAGAUGACGUCAUCAUCUUGUCCUCUAAGUUCCCAGCAGCCCAGCCUCCCGAUCCCAACCAGCCAUCCAAAAUAGAGACAGAGUACUGGCCCUGUCCGCCAUCACUGGCUAGCAUGGAGAUUGAAUGGAAGAGGAAGGCAGCAGAACAGGGCAAAGCUGUAGAGGAAGACGACUUUGAAGACCUGACUGAGGACGCAAAAAAGCUGCAGGAGCAAGAGCUUAACAAAAUCCAGUCCAACCUUGGUAAGCUGAUCCUGAAGGAGGAAAUAGAGAAAUCAGUGCACAUCCGGAGGAAAACUCGUUCACUGCCUGACAGGACACACAUGCACUUGGGUUCAUCUGCAUCUAAAUCUGCCACUCUACCUUCCUGCAGUCGUUCCGGCCUUUCUCGGCUGCAGUCUGCUGAAUUUGCAUCCAUGGACAGUGAAAAAGCCAGAACAGGACUGCAGAACGGAGACACUCAGAGAGGGAGAAUGGAUCGAGGAAACUCGCUGCCUAGCAUGCUGGAGCAGAAGGUUUAUCCAUAUGAAAUGCUCAUUGUAAACCACAGAGGGCGCUGUAAGCUUCCACCCGGAGUGGACAGAACCAGACUAGAGAGGCAUCUCUCUCCUGAAGAUUUCCAGAGUUUAUUCGGGAUGCCGAUCGGGGAAUUCGAUCGUCUGUCUCUGUGGAAAAGAAAUGAACUGAAGAAAAAAGUCUCUCUUUUCUAACACUGAGGAUCUGCCUAUGGACAAAAGCGUUCUCUGAUACUAACACAACUCAGACGUUUCAGGAUAAGUAAACCACGCAUAAUCGACCGUUAACUCCGACACGUAUCGUACGGCUUGUGUACAUCUAUUAUAGACUCGUGCUCUCUGUGUGCAGUAAGUCAAAAUGUUCUAAAACAGAGGUCAAAGAUCACAACCCAUUUUCUCCUGAAGAUUUGACCUUCCUGUAAAGCUUUUCUGAUCCACUUUGCAUUAGCAUAGGCCCAGACGUGUCUCGGUCUUACAUAAUGGAUUCAUGAAAAAUGCCUUUCAUGAGCUACUGUUAGAUUAGAAAUGCGGCAUCCUCAGCAUCUGGCUCGCUAGAUAGUUAGCAUGCUAAUUGGCUAGCAGAAUAACAUUAUGGAGCACUGUAGUGGUGCAGUGGAUAAUAUUGCUGCCUAACAGCUCCAUUGUUUAGGGUUUGUGUCAGUGUUGGUAUCUGUGUUUGUCCAGUUUACUCCAACAUGCUGCUAGGUAGAUUGGAUACUUUAAAUUGGUCCCCAAAUCCCAUUCAGGGUGUGGCACUGACGUGGACGGAGUGCUUAAUGAAGAUGAAUGAUUGAGCAAAGCAAUGCAGUUCCAUGGAGUUAGAGGAAUACAAUACAAUUUAAACACGGACAAUGAAAGCAAGUGUUUAAGUACAGACAGACCUUAUCACAGAAUCAGUGCCAACAGGUGAUCGCCUCUGUUGCAAGUUCCAUCAUCAUGUGAAGACACUCUCAGUAUGGAAUAUGUUUCUGUGAUAGGGGACAUCUUUUGGGGCUGUUAGUUUUGACUGUCCUUGACUGUUAGAUGGCAAACGGAGCGGUUUUAAGGCAAAGCAUGAUGACAUGUCGCUUAACCAGCUAACGUCAGCGGUAUUAACCUGUAGUAAGAUAUGUUUCCCUAAACCCCCUGUGACCAAUCAGAACAGAGCGUAGCACAGAGCUAUAUAAUAAUCUCAGUAUGGCUGAGAAGUGGAGAGGGGAAUGGAGGAGGGUUAAUCUUCAGGAGUAGCUUUAGUGAUAUAAUAUACAGCUUAAUAGUACACUUACAUACAGUCAAGAAAAUAUCAUCCAAAUAUAACUGUACAUACACAGAGUCUAAUUCUAGAAGAACUGCUUCUAAAAAGCCCAGAUUAUCGCCUUAUUCCUUUUAUAUUAGUGAGAUUCUCAAAGUGCCCAGGUCAGUUUGUGUAACAUUUGUGUUACGAUCACAGAUAUUAUGAACACGAUGCUCAUUUAUUGUCACUAAAAAAAAAAAACCCCAAUGGUGUCACUGUAUAAAUAUUUUAUUUAUUUAUUCAUAGCCAUGCUCAUAAAGUGAACCUCUAAUCCUGCACAUCUAUAGCAAAAGCAUCUAUUUUGUAACUCUGCAUGGAUAUUAUCUUAGCGUCUGUGCGUCUGACUACAGGUUUCAUACCAAGCAUUCGUGUGUUUCAGCUUUUCUUUUUCUUUUCUUUUUUUACUUUCUCACACAGUGUAGUAACUGUAACGUCAGGGACAAGUGAUUAUUAUACCACGUAAUAUUUCACAUAUACACAUGCUUAAUAUGCCAGCCUGGUUAUAUCAGACUGAAACAUCGGGUUUAUAAGACAGAAUCCUGAGUCAUGGUUUCGUACAGUCUGCUAGAAUGUCUGCUGCAUACGAAGGCAGUAGCUCAUGCUGAGUUCAAAUGCAAAACACAAAACCCCACGUCCGUAUGCAAAGUAUGCAAAGAAUCAUAGAGGUUAGAUGUCAUGAAUUUGACUGUUUCGCUUCUGUCUUAAAGGAGCAACCCUUUAAAUCUGAAUCUCUUUCUAUUUAUUCUGUUAUAUACAUAUAUCAGAUAAGCACAGGCAAGUAUUCUGACCUAUUUCCCUGCACUGAGGAACAAAAGAACAGAAAUUCUGCAUAAUGAAAAUGGCAAAUAAUGGACUUCUAAGGACUUCUAAAGUUUCAUGAAUACUUAAAUAUGUGAUUACAUACAAAUAUUACAAAUUAAAAAUGACAGCCAUUACAAAGGGCUUAAGAUGAGAGAGUGAAGGUUUCAUGGAUUUUCUGGAAUGUUUUUCUAAUUCUAGAAUUGUAAUUCUAUUAAUAGGAAAUGAAUAUAGAGUAAAUGACAAUUCGGGCACUGUGUGACCAAACAUUUUGUCUAUUAUCCCCAAGCUCCCAAAGAUGCCAUAGUGGAUAUAGUGUAUAGAGUUGCCAUGUGAUCACAACCAGAGGUACACUGUAUUGCCGAAAGUUUUGGGACAUCUGCCUUUACUUGCACAUGAAUGUAAUAUGGAGUUGGCUCCGCCCUUUGCAGCUAUAACAGCUUCAACUUUUCUGGGAAGGCUUUCCACAAGGUUCAGGAGUGGGACUUUUUGACCGUUCCUCUAGAAGCGCUUUUGUGAGGUCAGGCGCUGAUGUUGGACGAGAAGGUCUGGCUCGCAGUCUCCGCUCUAAUUCAUCCCAAAGGUGUUCUAUCAGGUUGAGGUCAGGACUCUGUGAAGUUCCUCCACACCAAACUCCCUCAUCCAUGUCUUUAUGGACCUUGCUUUGUGCACUGGUGUACAGUCAUGUUGGAACAGGAAGGAGUCAUCCCCAAACUGUUCCCACAAAGUUGGGAGCAUGAAAUUGUCCAAAAUAUCUUGGUAUGAAGCAGAAGCAUUAAGAGUUCCUUUCACUGGAACUAAGGGGCCGAGCCCAACCCCUGAAAGACAACAAUGAUUUGGAGGUGUGUCCCAAAACUUUUGGCAAUAUAGUGUAAGUGCAGUAACAGGUUCAAGGUAACAAACUGUUGCUGUAUUUGGAGGUAGUGUAGUAAACACAGACAAGUAGAGUGAUACAAAUGGUGUAAGGGAGCAGGGCUGUGAUCAGCACUCAUGGAAGGAUGCCCUUAGAUGUUCAUUAUUUAAAUUAAACAUGUUUUUUUUUUUUCAUUUUAUUUAUUUAUGUAUUUAUUUUUGUUAUUCAAAUCAACUAAUCAAAAUGAUUGCAAUUACUGAUAUGAAAAAUGUAAAGGGCUUUGUUUUAAACUUACUGGAGCAGUUCAUUCAUACAGUUUUCAAAUCAGAUUUGUGGAAUAAUACUCAAUUACUAUUCGGAAAAAAAUGAAUCCGAAAUAAUGGACUUUUAUUGGCUGAUUCACAACAGAAAGAAAUUUGUAACGCCAUGAUGAUUUGAGAAAUUGUGAGUAGGUUGAGUACAGGAGAUUUAGAUUUGUUUUCUGGUGAGGAUUUUUAGAAAAACACAAAUCGGUAUCAAGUUCAUAUGUUGAAUUUAUUCAGAAAUAAGAAGAGAUGAUGGGAAUUAAAGAGAUUUCAUUUCUGUAUUCUGCUUAGCAUCCUAAAUCCUGCUUUGUAAAUCAUAUGCUUCUCUUCAGUCUUGUUCAUUUUGAACCAGUUAUGUUUUCACCAGUAUGAUAACACACACACACACACACUUCUGGGAAGAGCCUCUGUUUAUUAUUUUACCCCAAGUCUGGAAAACUACAUUAUUGGUAAGACUUUUUCUCAUGUCUGUCCCAUCAUAAAAUCUUUUAGACUAUUAUCAGUGUGUAACAGCUACAGUUUUAAACUUUGUAUUAUGUAGUUGUAUAUUUUAACGGAUAACAUCACCGGUCCUAUGUCAGCUGCUGGUAAAUCAUGUACUGCAUGCUUAAUACACAUGUGAUAAUCCACAAAAUGUUUCUGUUCACAGCUUCAUGUGUGUAUCAUGGUCAUUUUACUGUCCGCUCCAUAAAUAUGUGUACAAAACAAAUAAAAGUCAUUGUGUCUGUUCA
Molecule: messenger RNA, 5345 nt
Organism: Hemibagrus wyckioides
Lineage: Eukaryota; Metazoa; Chordata; Actinopteri; Siluriformes; Bagridae
Gene: dmtn
Product: dematin actin binding protein
Exons: 16
Coding region: 390-1580 (396 amino acids)
Biological process (GO): actin filament bundle assembly; cytoskeleton organization; lamellipodium assembly
Cellular component (GO): actin cytoskeleton; plasma membrane
Molecular function (GO): actin filament binding
Source: RefSeq, a predicted model, not a curated record